Monodelphis domestica (gray short-tailed opossum) is the source of this 7259-nucleotide messenger RNA. RefSeq names its product Cbl proto-oncogene B (gene CBLB). Gene Ontology annotation, cellular component: membrane raft; plasma membrane. The record is from RefSeq and is a predicted model, not a curated record. Lineage: Eukaryota; Metazoa; Chordata; Mammalia; Didelphimorphia; Didelphidae. Gene Ontology annotation, molecular function: ubiquitin protein ligase activity; calcium ion binding; SH3 domain binding. Gene Ontology annotation, biological process: cell surface receptor signaling pathway; negative regulation of epidermal growth factor-activated receptor activity.
GGGGUGGGGAGAAGCAGGAGGCGGGUGUGGAUUUAUUUCAACCUUAAAUUGUUGUCUUUUUUUUUUUCCACGUCUCGCCUGAAGCUGGUUGGAAGGAGCUCCCUGCCUUUGGAAUUGCUGUCUUAUCUUACUCUGUGUGCUCCUGUCCCCCACUACGGCCCCCGCCCCGACGUGCGCGUAUAUUGUAGCCUCACGCACUCGCGUGUGCCUCCCCCCCCCCCCCCCUCCCACCGGAGUCCUCUGUAGCCGGGAGAGAGGGCGAGGAAGGACUCCGUUUGGGAGACUAAAUGUUUCUCCCCGGCCAAGUGCCCCUUGUGCAGCCAGAUACGAGCUACGGAGGAGGAAGAGAGGAGAGUCCUCAGUUUGCUGUUGCUGCUGCUGUUGCUGCUGCCGCUGCUGUUUGAAAAGGGUCUUCUCCUAAGAGCUGAAGAGCUAAGAUCCCAGAUGGCUAAUGCUAUGAAUGGCCGGAACCCUGGUGGCCGAGGAGGAAACCCCCGGAAAGGACGGAUAUUGGGCAUUAUUGAUGCUAUUCAGGAUGCAGUUGGACCACCUAAACAAGCUGCAGCUGAUCGAAGGACUGUUGAGAAGACUUGGAAGCUCAUGGACAAAGUGGUGAGACUAUGCCAAAAUCCCAAACUCCAAUUAAAGAACAGUCCACCAUACAUACUUGAUAUUUUGCCUGACACGUAUCAACAUUUGCGACUCAUACUGAGCAAAUAUGAUGACAACCAGAAACUUGCACAACUCAGUGAAAAUGAAUAUUUUAAAAUCUACAUUGAUAGUUUGAUGAAAAAAUCAAAACGGGCCAUUAGACUCUUUAAAGAGGGCAAGGAAAGGAUGUAUGAGGAGCAAUCACAGGACAGGCGGAAUCUCACUAAGCUGUCCCUCAUUUUCAGCCACAUGUUGGCAGAAAUCAAGGCAAUUUUUCCAAAUGGACAGUUUCAGGGUGAUAACUUUCGUAUCACAAAAGCAGAUGCAGCUGAAUUCUGGAGAAAGUUUUUUGGAGACAAGACUAUCGUACCAUGGAAAGUAUUCAGGCAGUGUCUUCAUGAGGUUCAUCAAAUUAGCUCUGGCUUGGAAGCAAUGGCUUUAAAAUCGACAAUUGAUUUGACAUGCAAUGAUUACAUUUCAAUUUUUGAAUUUGAUAUUUUCACCAGGCUAUUUCAGCCUUGGGGUUCCAUCUUACGGAAUUGGAAUUUUUUAGCUGUGACACAUCCUGGUUACAUGGCAUUUCUAACAUAUGAUGAAGUCAAAGCUCGGCUACAGAAAUACAGCACUAAACCUGGAAGCUACAUUUUUAGGUUGAGUUGCACCAGACUAGGACAGUGGGCCAUUGGAUAUGUUACAGGAGAUGGUAACAUCUUACAGACCAUACCUCACAAUAAACCUUUAUUUCAAGCCCUGAUUGAUGGCAGCAGAGAAGGAUUCUAUCUCUAUCCUGAUGGACGGAGUUAUAAUCCUGAUCUGACUGGAUUGUGUGAACCUACACCACAUGAUCACAUCAAAGUUACACAGGAACAGUAUGAAUUAUAUUGUGAAAUGGGCUCCACUUUCCAGCUCUGUAAAAUCUGUGCAGAAAAUGAUAAAGAUGUGAAGAUUGAGCCUUGUGGGCACCUGAUGUGUACUUCUUGUCUUACUGCAUGGCAGGAAUCAGAUGGUCAAGGCUGCCCUUUCUGUAGAUGUGAAAUAAAAGGAACAGAACCCAUCAUUGUAGAUCCUUUUGAUCCAAGAGAUGAGAGCUCCAGGUGCUGUAGCAUCAUCGAUACAUUCAGUAUGCCUAUGCUGGAUUUGGAUGAUGAUGAUGAUCGAGAAGAAUCUUUAAUGAUGAAUCGUUUGGCUUCUGUUCGAAAGUGCAAUGAAAGGCAGAAUUCACCAGUGACAUCACCUGGAUCUUCUCCUCUUGCACAGAGACGAAAGCCACUUCCAGAUCCUCUUCAGAUACCACAUCUGAGCCUUCCACCAGUACCUCCUCGCCUGGAUCUAAUUCAGAAAGGUGUAGUUCGUUCUCCAUGUGGGAGCCCAACUGGUUCACCAAAGUCUUCUCCAUGCAUGGUGAGAAAACAAGAUAAACCACUGCCUGCACCUCCGCCUCCCUUAAGAGAUCCUCCACCACCUCCACCUGAAAGACCUCCUCCCAUCCCACCAGACAACAGAUUAAGUAGACAUUUCCACCAUCUGGAGAGUGUACCUUCUAGAGAUCAGCCCAUGCCCCUUGAAGCCUGGUGCCCCAGGGAUGUGUUUGGCACAAAUCCUUUGCUUGGAUGUCGAAUCCUAGGGGAUGGCUCACCUAAACCUGGACUCACUGCUAGCUCAAACAUAAAUGGAAGGCACAGUCGAAUAGGCUCUGAUCAAGUACUUUUGAGAAAACACAGACGCCAUGAUUUGCCUUUAGAAGGAGCCAAGGUCUUUUCUAAUGGUCACCUGGGAAGUGAAGAAUAUGAUGUCCCUCCCCGACUUUCCCCUCCUCUUCCAACUACAUCCUUCCUCUCUAACCUAAAGUGUCCUAUUCCUUUAACAAAUAGUCUGUCAGAAAAAAUAAAAGAAAAUGUUGAGGAAGAAGAUGAUGACUACAAGAUUCCUUCAUCUCAUCCUGUCUCCCUGAGCUUACAACCACCCCAUUGUCAUAGUAUAAAGCCUCCUUUACGGUCAUGUGAAAAUGGUCAGUGUAUAAUGAAUGGAAUACACAGUUCCUCAUCCGAGCUGAAGAAAUCAAACCCCCCUGAAUUAGGUAUAUAUAUAAAGGGAGAUGUUUUUGAUUCAGCUAUUGUUCCAGUGCCAAUACCACCUGCCAGACCUCCAUCCCGGGACAAUCCAAAGCAUGAUUCUUCACUCAACAGGACGCCCUCUGAUUAUGAUCUUCUCAUCCCACCAUUAGGUGAAGAUGCUUUUGAUGUCCUCCCCCCUUCACUUCCACCACCCCCGCCUCCUGCCAGGCUUAGUCUUAUUGAACAUACAAAACCUCCUGGCUCUGGGAGCCGGCCAUCCUCAGGACAUGAGCUCUUUCUUCCUCCUUCAGAUCCCUUUUUUGAUCCAUCAAAUGGUUUAGUACCUAUGCCUCCUGCUCGAAGAUUAGCAAGUGAAAAUGUCAAAACGAAUAGGACAUCCCAAGACUAUGAUCAGCUUCCUUCAUCUUCAGAUGGUUCCCAAGCUCCCGCCAGACCCCCUAAGCCACGCCCCCGCAAGACUGCACCAGAAAUUCACCACCGAAAAGCCCACGGCCCUGAGGCAGCUUUGGAAAAUGUGGAUGCAAAAAUUGCAAAACUUAUGGGAGAGGGCUAUUCUUUUGAAGAAGUGAAAAGAGCCCUAGAAAUAGCCCAGAACAAUGUUGACGUGGCACGUAGCAUCCUAAGAGAAUUUGCCUUUCCUCCCCCUGUCUCUCCGAGGUUAAAUCUAUAGCAGCCUGGAUUCUGAAUCUCUAAGAUGUAAAAUCAGCAAGAUAAGGAAUUCUGGGAAUGUGGAAGUGAGAGCAAAUGCAAGAUGGAUUUUAAAAGAGAAAGUUUUUCUCUCUUUUGCUUCCUUAGAAGAGAGCCUGGCUGGUGCAGCUUAUCAAAGGAAGACAGACAGCUGCUGGACUGAAGAUGUCAAUGGGCUGCUUGCGGCUUACAAUAUUUUUGCUAGCCAUACUUUUAAAUCAGGGUUGAACUGACAAAAAAUAAUUUAAAGAAGUUUACUUCCCUUGAACUUUGAAUCUGUGAAAUGCUUUUCCUUGUUUACAAGUUGGCAAGUUACAGUUUUGUUUUGUUUUGUUUAAUUUGCUAUCUGUACUGUGUUCCUGUACAUGACCCUUCCUUCAUAGAGUAGUCAGGUCUACUGUAGCAUUUGCCAGCAACUUACCUUGCAUCCGUAUAAUCAGCAGAAUCAUCAGGUUUUAUUUCAAUUUGAUUUUCCCCUCCACAUGCCCAUUUCUGAUUCUCUGAUUUAUGAGAUGUGUUAAUGGUUUUGAAAUUCAAUUUAGUGAACAAAUGCAAAAAAAAAAUGUGGCCUUCACUACUGAGUCUUUUCUUCUGAAACCAUCAGUUUGGGGUGGUGGGAGAGGGAUUGGAGGGGAGGGGCAGAAUCUGAAUGUAUAAUGCAUUAUUUGAUCGAGGAACUAUUCUUUCUGAGAUAUUUGAGCAGCAAUGGAGAGCUACCUUUGUUUUUAGUGUAGAUGUUGGAACCUUUGAUCUGUCAAAUCCUGAUGUAGGCCACCACAGCUCUAUCUCAGCUCUGCAAAACCUAAGAGAGAUCACCAUACAACUGCUGCAGAUUUGAGCAAAAUCCAACUGCAUACGAGGAAAAUGCUGUACUGAAGUUACUUAAUGAGGUCACCUGCUAUUUCUGCUGCACUACCUUUGGGCAUACUGAAUAAUGGGGCCUCCUCUUUGAAUUAUAUUAAUAAUUUUCAUGUAAAAUUAUGGUCAAACCUUUUAUCCAGAGUGGAAUACAGUUCAUUUCCUGUUUGAAUGAUUAUACUUGGUUCAUAAUGGCUUUGGGAGCCAGUUCAUAUUAACUUGGAAACUUUAAAUCUUUGAUGCACUGUUAAGUGCUGAUGCUACUGUGGCAAUAUUUUUUUCCAAAGUUCUUAGUAAUUUCCUCCUUGUGAACUCAAAUUAGAAUCUAUAUUUAAUUCGAAGAUUCACUCCUUCAUUGCCCCUUCUAAUUAGGUGAAAAUGUUCAAAAAUCUUUUCAUAGAGAAGUGAUUCCUCAGAAGCCAUUUUGCAAAUUUUAAUCAAUUUCCAGGUAUUAAGUACAUAUAGCCAGCACCAUUUUAGGAACUGCAUAAACUGAUGCUAGCUUAUGCUAAGCUAAAACUUCAUCAUUUUUUGCCUCAUAUUUUGUUUAUAAAAUUCUCCCUAAUUUAAAAAAAAAAGAAGUAUUUUUCAGAUAGCCUUUUUGGGAUUUCAAGGCUAUUUUUAUAUUCCCUUGCCUUACAGAAAGAAUGAUAGGAAAUAAGAUAAAGCUAAAUCAUUGAGCCCCUUUCUUCAUUGUAAAUUGCCUAGUCCAUGUAGGAAUACUUUUUCUAAUAUCGGCUAAUCUUGAAGGUAAGUAGGUGUCUUCUGCCACUCUUGUUUCUCCAUUGAUAGAGCAUGUUGGAAAAGAUAUUCCAUUUAGGAAACCUGACUUCAUGGAUGGGUGAAUCUGUCUGCAGUGUUUUCAUUUUUUUUUAAACCUUUACCUUCUGUCUUAGAAUCUAUACUAAGUAUUAGCUCCAAGGCAGAAGGAUAGUAAGGGUUAAGCAGUUGGUUGGGAUGAAGUGAUUUGGCCAGUGUCACACAGCUAGGAAGUCUGGGGUCUCCUGUCUCCAGACCUGGCUCUCAAUCCACUGAGCCACCUCAAUACCCCAGUCUGCAGUAUUUAAAAGAACAUUUACCAAAUACCUGAAAGCAGACCCAGUGGCCAUUUAGCAUUAUCCAAAAACUAAUUCUGGUGUUUCGAAGGCAGCUGGUGAGAGGAAGUAGAAGGAGCACAUCUUAAAAUACAAUCCUAUUCAAAGCAGCCCAUAGCUCUUUCCCGUUCUUUCAGCCCCAUGAUAUGAGAUUUGAGAAUUGUAUAGACACUUAUCUUGGCUCUUUGGUUCUAUUAUUUGAUUUUCUGCAGGUGUCUCUCAGGUGAUGGUAGACCUGAAAGGGGAAUUGCUUUUGUAUGAGGUGUUCCUCCCAUCAAUAGGCAUACCAAAGCCCCCAAAUGGGAAUAUUUUUACUCUCCCUUUUCUGGGUUUUCAGUAACUAAUUUCUUCACUGUUCUUUUGACAGCAUGCUUGGCUCUCCGAUUUGUACAUUGGUUACCUCUUUAAGGAAAUACUAUAUCACAUUGUACAAAUUUAAAAGCAAAGUUCUAAUUGUGUGUGUGCUAUUAAGCUAAAAGUGGCUGCUUUAUUGGAAUAACAAUCUCUUCCUCCUGCCAUCACAGAAAUGAUGAAAAAAUAAUGCAUUAACACCUCCACGGGUUUCAAGUUCUCAGAAUUUAAAGUGAGCCUUCACAUGUCUGCCAGGGAAGAUAGUUUAAUAUUUAACAAAUUUGAUCUAGAUCUUCAAACCAAUGAGCACUAUUUUUAAAGUAAAAACUACUGUCCUACACGGAAAACUUCUUGACUGAUCAAAAUGUCAACUUUUGUGUUCAACAGUUUACAUUAGUUUUAUCAUCUCGGGAAAAAAAAAAGUCAAAAAUUCUGCAGCAACAGAGAAAAGGGUUACUUCAAACAUGAAAUUAAAUGUGGGGUACUGUUUGAAAGGAAUUAUUGCUCUCUUAACAGAGGAUAACAGAUAGAUUAUUUUGAGAAUAUCUACAAUAUUAAAGAACUCCCUCUACCUAAUGUUGUGUUUCUGUAGUGAGAAAUGAUCUAGAUUUUAUGUGCCUGUAACCUAAGAAGGGAUAUAUAUAUUUUCUCUAUGUGUCAAAAAAUAUCUACAGAAUUAUUUUGAUCAGUGUCCUGUAUGAUAAAAGAGAGAGUGGAUGAAAUUUAAAUUCCUGUAGGUGUUUUUUUGUGGACAAACUACCCAUUGACUUUCCAGUUCACUAAUUUUCCCCCUUCUGCUACUUCCUACUUCUUUGUUUUAUAUGUCUAUUAUUGUACUGUUGGAAAACAAGAUUUAGAUCCUAGCCAGACUCUCUAAAAGUUAACCAGAGCAGUGUCCAUGCAUAGCUUCAGCCCAACUCCCUUCCAAAGAGAUGGCUCUUACUCCUCUUUUCCUAUCCCUGCCCCCUCACACAUUGCAAAUGGUCAAUAGAGCCCUGAUCGUAACUCUCAAGGGCCCAUUUUUUAUAACUGUGUCAGUAUUUCACAUUCCAAGAACACUUGGCAAAGAUUUCUUCAUAAUGUGAAUUUUUUUACGCACCAGAAGCAUUUCCUAUAGUUAUUUGGAAUUUUUUUCUCUUGACUUUUCAACUUGAAGCUUUACUUUGCACUUAGUAUCUGACUUGGUUAUAUUUUAAAUUUGUGUCUUAAGCUUGACAGAUUUGGAAGCAAACUACAGUAUAUUUUAAAUAGUUUCAGGUACUACCUGUUGACCUGGGAUUUAAUGCUUCUAAGAAAAGUUUCCAGGAAAAAAAAAAAAGACCGCAAUCAAGUGCAUAUUGAAGGGUUUUCUUCCAAAUAACUAUUUUAUCAGUAAAAAAAAAAAGAAAUACUUUUAAAAAUUUGUCUAACAUGUGGCAAAUAUAGUUAUGUGGUCAAUUAAUUUAUAUUUUAUUCAAUGUUAUUUUCCAAUUCUGGUUAUUAUGUAACCUCAAGUACUUUAUCUGUUCUUGUAAGGUAUUUUAUAAAAUGAAUGUUACCAGAA